AGCAGCAAGGAGGCAACAUUCACGACGGCGAAGACGAUGAGUUCAUCAGCAGCUCUUCGGGAUUUGCAGAGAGACCUUGAGAACAAAGCCAAUGAUCUCGGAAAAAUUCAGAAAGAUAUCGCGAAGAAUCACCAGUUGAGGAAGAAGUACACGAUCCAACUUGGUGAGAAUGAGCUCGUCCUCAAGGAGUUGGAUUUGUUGGAAGAAGGGGCCAACGUGUACAAACUGAUUGGUCCAGUGCUGGUGAAGCAGGACUUGGCAGAAGCCAAUGCAAAUGUUCGCAAAAGAAUUGAAUACAUUUCUGCCGAAUUGAAACGGCUUGAUGCAAUUCUCCAAGAUAUGGAAGAAAAACAAAACAGCAAAAGAGAUUCGAUAUUGAAGUUACAACAGAGGCUCCAAUCUCUACAGGCAGGAAAAGCAAAGGCCUAAUAAUAAUCGAACAUUCGAAUUUUCGGGUCAAUUUUCUGCGGAUUGGAUCCGAUCGGUAUCCGAUUUUGUAAGUCAUCUUCCUCUGGUAGUUUCAUGGAAGCAGAAAUGUAUCGGGAUGGUGCGUUUGUGUUGAGAUUUAUACCGAAAAGAUUGUCAAAGACUGCUCUUUAGGUCUCUUGUGCGGUUUUUACCUGCCUUGGAAAAAAAAAUAGAGAUGGUGUAAUUUUUCAAAAUUAUAACUUCGUUAAAAAUGUCGGAUUUAUGGA
This is a messenger RNA of Tarenaya hassleriana, 695 nucleotides long. Its product is annotated as prefoldin subunit 6-like. Gene Ontology annotation, biological process: protein folding; chaperone-mediated protein complex assembly. The record is from RefSeq and is a predicted model, not a curated record. Bases 37 to 429 code for a protein of 130 amino acids. Gene Ontology annotation, molecular function: protein-folding chaperone binding. Gene Ontology annotation, cellular component: cytoplasm; prefoldin complex. NCBI's taxonomy places the organism in Eukaryota, Viridiplantae, Streptophyta, Magnoliopsida, Brassicales, Cleomaceae. The transcript has 5 exons.